GUUUCUGCUUGAUGUUGGUUGAUGUAAUAGUACAUACAGUGUUAGUGAAUAUAGCGGUUUUUUACUGCAUGAUGCGAUAUAUACAAGUAAUAAUUUUCAGUAUUAGUCCACCCGCACACGACCGAUAUAGUAUAUACAAAACGAGUAGAAAUAAUAAUAUAAGGAAUUCUUCUAUUAUUUUUGUGAUGUUAUGAAAUGGAUUUAUUAGUGAUGCGUGAGCAACUUGGACAAUAAUCAAGCCAUUGAGCAACGGAGGACGACAAUGGCAGGAUCUACGCUUCCCGAGAGGGUAGCUCAAAUUUAUUAUUCAUAUGGAUUAUUUUGUUCGUCGUACCCAAUAACUGCAAUCACGCUCGCACUCUCCAUCGUACUGUUAUGCUGUUAUCCUCUUCUGAAUGUUCCACUACCAGGAAAUGUACCUACAGCGAUCAAUUUUCCACUUAACAGUGACCAUCUUAGACAAUCAACAGAUCCUGGAUGUGCAGAUAAUAAAUGUACAUCGACACCUACUUCUCAGUUGGACCUUCUAUUCAAUGAAACGCAAAGACUUCCAUAUAUUUGGGCAAAGGACAAACCGCUACUGUAUGUUCAACAAAUCAUUUUAAAAAUUGGCGUAUCACCAUGGAAUUCGAAUUUGAAAAUGUGGGACGCGUUCCGGGCUCCAAUCCAAGAAGUGUUCCGGUUGUUAGAAACCAUCAGAAAUCACGAAGAUCCAGAUUUAAAACAAACUCUACAACAGAACUGCUAUCAAAUCGGAGCUAUCAAACGACGCGAAAGCAAAGCCAGCAUCGAACGUGUCCUACCGGAAUACAGUUGUCUCCUUCUGUCACCAGCGAAUUUGUGGCAACAAAACCUUCAAACGUUUUCACUCGACACUAACAUAGUCAACACCGUUUACAACUAUCAGAACUUGCAAAAAGGGAAAGUUUCAAUAGCGGAAAUGGCGUUCGGCAUGCAAAUGCGGGACACCGGAAUAAAGCGGUAUCCGUUGCGGGCCCGACCUCGUGUACUGCAAUACGCUGUCACAAUUUUCUACGACAACCCCGAAGACAGAUUUAUUCAAUCACUCACCAAGAAACUCCAAGAUAUGUACCCCCUAUAUCAAGACAAGUCGCACGUCAAUGUUGACGAGGUGACUCUCGUAUAUUAUCCGGGGCAGUUCAAUUACCGGGAACUCGUCCCAUUGACAAUAACGUUUGUCGGUUUAUUUCUCUACGUAUAUUUUUCUGUAAGGAAGAUCGAGUACAUAAGAUCUAAAUUAGGACUCGCGGCCUGCGCCGUCGUGACGAUAGCCGGGAGUUUAAGUAUGUCGAUGGGGAUUUGUUUUUACUUCGGCUUCUCGUUGAGUCACCAGGGAAAAGAAAUAUUUCCGUAUCUCAUCAUCAUCGUUGGCUUGGAAAACGUAUUAGUGUUGACCAAGAGCGUAACUUCGACCGACUCGAGGCUGGAUGUCAAGAUACGAUUGGCGCAGGGACUCAGCAGGGAGGGAUGGUCGAUCACCAAAAACUUACUAACCGAAAUCACUAUAUUCACAGUCAGUUUCUUUACUUUCGUACCGUUCAUACAGGAGUUCUCCAUAUUCAUGAUAGUCAGUUUGUUGUCCGAUUAUUUUAUACAAAUUUUGUUUUUCGCUACCGUUCUCGGUAUCGACGUGCGUCACAUCGAGUACCUCCAAGAUAAAAAUAAUAAAUUGCACUUAAAAGAGUAUUUUAGUAUGCACAACGCGCUCAACUGGCGUUACAAUAAAAGUUACACUGACGAGUUUAACUUUUCGCCGCAACCGAUGACGAAAUCGAAGUCCCAUCCGAGACUGAUCGGAUUGGCCCAGAACAGCCCCACGGACGUGGUCGCCAACCGGAACUCUAGUCCGGGACAUCAGGACAAUCGCGUGCCGAAACGCAUCAAGCUUGUGAACAUGUGGGCGAGGACUAGGUUUUUUCAACGGGCCUUCAUGCUGUGGAUGCUCGUGUGGAUAUCCACGAUCGUCUACGAUUCCGGUGUCGUCGACUAUUUCAUUGGGAGCGCGGAAAAAUUAGAAAACGUCGAGACGAACAAAAAUUACGUCGAUAAAAGGGAAUCUACAAAGGAAUCAAUGUACGAGAUGUUUUAUAAUAGUACAGAUCGAAAUACGGUGGUGUUCCCGCCCAUGUUCGAUAUGGCCGACUCUGAUAAAGCACUCGACACAAACGACACUAUAAUGUUGAAGCAUUCUCCGCAUUCGCGGCCGUGGUCUAGGCUUUCUGACUACCAUUGGUCAACUAUACUAUCCAACUACAAUGAAUCGACAGCGGGUCGUUACGUUGUAAUGCUACCACCAACGCUACUGAGUCAUCGCGUAAGUCCCGAACUUGCUGUGGGAGUUCGGAAUCCGGACGAGAAGGAUCCACCACCGCUGAGAUGGCAAGCAUUAGCUGCAGCGCUUGAUCCCAUUGACAUACUACCCGAUUUCGACGUUGUCGACGGGAAAGGCUCCCCGCUCCAAUGGGGCAAGGGGUCCGAACUGCCUAUAUACCCUACAACACCAAUGGAAAUUCUUCUGCUCGCCAUACUGUGCUCCAUAAGCGUCGCCGUCAUCGCCUACAUGAUGGUGGUUUUGUACAGGUGUAUUUGUUCACGGCAUUAUGCGGAAUGGAGGGCUUCUUGGAACGAUAACGAGGAAUACCGGAGGAUCAUAGCCAAGCAACCGGCCAUUCAGUUGGUAAUGGAAGCAGUGCCUUUGGUCGUAGCCGGCCAUAGCCAGGAAGUGGAGUGCCUGGUGACCGAUGGUGAGAAGAUAGUUAGUUCUUGCCUCCAAGGCAAUAUAAAAGUAUGGGACUCGCAGAACGGAGAAAUCAUCACAAACAUUGAUAGAGAAGCUUUCUUCAACCUACAGAAUCUAUUACACAGUAAAGCUAAAUCAAAAAGGUGCAGUUAUCACGGUGACCUACGUGAUAAUGAAGAUGCCUACGAAGUAGUUCCAACAUCGAAAAAUAACAAGCCAGUUCCUCAAUUGCGAAAAGGUUUGAGUUCGUAUUUAAGUGGAUUGCGAUUUCGUCCCGCAUCGAGCGAGCGUGUGCCGAAUCUUUCCGUAGCGGACACCACUAAGUAUGAAUUCGCGAAAAGUUACAGAUCUAUAUACUACACAAACGAAAAUGACGACGUUUAUAAUUGUAACGAAUGCAAAGAAAACAUUGACAUAAACAAUUUAAACAUAGCCAAAACUAACAAAAGUACUAACAGUAUUCAAGAAGAUGACUUAAGUAAAGAUAUAUUAGAGAAUAUGGAAGCUAGCAAUAAUCUAAGAAAUAGAAGUAAGAAUAAAACGUAUAAUGAGGAGCGACCGAGAACUAAGCAAGCAAGCGGUUCAGCUGCUACCAGUACCUUGGAUUGGCAAGGGAAACCGAUUCUAGAAUCUCCUGUCUGGUGUAUGGACUUUAGCAAUGAUCUCAUCAUAUUAGGCUGUGCGGAUGGCAGACUUGAGUUCUGGGAAGCGAGCACGGGACGACUUAUGUGCGUGUGCGGGGGCGGCGAGGGCGUGACGCACGUGCGGGCGCUGGCGGGCGCGGCGCGGGUGUGUGCGGCCUCGCUCUCCGGGCACCUCACUCUGAUGCGCCUCGACGCCUACAACAGUGCGUCGGGCGCCCAUGUCGACUGGGGCUUCAGCACCGCGCACAGACGAACGCACAAGCGGAACGGUUCGACCGGCUCGUUACAGACGAGCUUCGGCGUGAACGACGAAAGCUCCCGAUACAGAACUAAUUUCACCUACAAAAGCGAUCCUAAUGACGGAGAAGAGGUGGUGUGCGUUCGAAUAGCGCAGUGCAGGCCUCAUCAGCAGCCUGUUACUGAGAUGCACUCGGAAGGCGGUCGCAUCUUAACCGGAGGUCAGGAUCACGUGGUCAAGGUGUUCUCUAGCGCGGAAUUAACGCCUCUCUUUACACUGCACGGACACUGCGGACCUAUAACCAGUUGCUUCAUCGAUCACGCGACUCCAACGAUAGCUGGGAGCGGAUCGCAGGACGGCCUCCUCUGCGUGUGGGACCUGCAUACUGGCGCGUGCCUGUACAGUAUGCAGGCUCACGACGGCGCAGUGACGUCACUGGCGUACACCGCCUCGUACGUUGUGUCGGCGGGCGCUGAUGAACGACUCUGCAUAUGGGAUCGCUUUCAAGGGCAUAUGCUCAACUCCAUACACGUGGGGCUCAAUUAUAUGAGUCGUAUGCUGCCCUUAACUCACACCCUGCUCGUGAUGGGCGACAGAAGCGGCAUCACCGUCUACGACCUGAGCAGCGGUGACGUCAUAAGACGAGUUUUACUCGGUCAAAGCGACGGGUGUAUUUUCGUAAGACAAAUAUUGCCUCUGAAAGACGCUAUUGUGUGCGAUUACGCGAAUCAAUUGAGGAUAGUGCGCUUCCCUCUCGUCUCUCGGCUCGAUUUAAAGAGCGACUAAACAUUAUGUAUCAUAAACGAAUAGCCUUCUGCAGUGUCUUAUUUUAUUGACGUAGCCUUUGUUAGGUAACACAUAAAUGGCCUUAACGUCGUGCAUGAGAGCCAUAUUGAGCACCGCCAGUAGUCCUGGUAAUGUUGAAGAAUGCUAAUCGUAAUAUUAUAUUUUAACUGUAAUACUUUUUGCGAAGCGCGCAAUGUAACGUAAUAGAAUCAGCUGACGGGCGAGGUCGUCGACCUCGGGGUGAGAGACGCGCGCCGCCUUCGUUUCAGAUACCGCCUUCGACUUCGAAAUAUUAUCGGCAUACAAACGAAUGAUUUCACUUUAGAAUAAUUUUCAACUUAUAAUGGUUUCUAAGAGAUAUUUUUUUAAAACGGUGGGUAUAAAUAUCCCAGGAUUAUUCAAACAAAAAUACGUCUGCACUUAUGUGCGCACGUAAAAGUUACUACACACACACAUCUUUGGCGUAUAAUAUAAAUUAUUUUCUAACUCAACAGAUAUCAACAAAAAAUAUUAACGUUUACCUACUCAUAAAUUAUACAUACAUAAAUACAUUCUCACAUCUGGAUACACAAUUUUUAUAACCGUAAUAAAUUAUGUGUUACACGCUGAAAAAAUAGACUCGGCUGUUUUCCAAAACACGCCACAAGAAUUAUAACCUCAAAAACUAUAGAUCAGUAUAAAAUAUUUUUUUCUGUCUAGGGUGCAAAAUUUUGACUGCGGAAACAGUUCCCUUACAGCCAGUUGUUUUAAAUUUAAAUUAAUUACCAUAAAUCUCAUUAUAACAACGAUUUUACAUGAAUCCAUGAGGCUUAGAGCGGCCCAAUUACAUACGUAAACAAUAGUGUAUACAGUGUUAAUGGAAAAAAGUUAUCCGAUUUAACAUAUUUGUAACUUAAUAAUAUAACAAUAGAAAAUUCGAUUAUGCACGCAUUAAAUUUAAAAUAAAUUAGUUCGCCUUUAUGAGAGUUUGCAAUGAUCCUGUGGAAGUUUUUAAUUUUAAACUACAACAAAGCAACCUUUUGUAUUGGAACAUUGACAACGUACAAACAUCUUUAUUAAAUUGAAAUAAAUCUAGAUUAUUAAAUAGAUGAUAGCCUUAAUCGCUCAUAGUAUUGUUAUUAUUAAAUAUUUACAGUAGUAUUUACAUAUUAUGUUGAAACGAGAUUUUGGUUAGUUUAAAUUAAUUCGAUUAUUUAUUAUUUUAGUGUAAUAAUAAUGAGUUUAGUAAGGUUUUCGCUAACAAUAAAACGGACCAAUUUUACUGUGUGAACACGUCUAAAGUAAUUAAAUUCAUUUAUAAUAAAAUAAGUAGCCGAAACGGUGCAGCAGUGCGGUGUUAUGCACAUCAGAUCAAGGGGUAUUUGGGUUAAGUAAGAUUUCUCGCGACAUUUCGUUUAAACGCGACGUUUAGCUUAGUACGCGACACUUCGCUUGAUACGCGACAUUUCGCUUAAUACGCGAUAUUUCACUUAAUACGCGAUAUUUCGCUUAAUACGCGACAUUUCAUUUAAUACGCGACAUUUCGUUUAAUACGCGACAUUUCGCUUAAUACGCGACAUUUCGUUUAAUACGCGACAUUUCGCUUAAUACGCGACAUUUCACUUAAUACGCGACAUUUCGCUUAAUACGCGACAUUUCGUUUAAUACGCGACAUUUCGCUUAAUACGCGACAUUUCGCUUAAUACGCGACAUUUCGUUUAAUACGCGACAUUUCGCUUAAUACGCGAUAUUUCGCUUAAUACGCGAUAUUUCGCUUAAUACGCGACAUUUCGCUUAAUACGCGACAUUUCGCUUAAUACGCGACAUUUCGCUUAAUACGCGAUAUUUCGCUUAAUACGCGACAUUUCGCUUAAUACGUGACAUUUCGUUUAUUACGUGACAUUUCGCUUAAUACGCUACAUUUUGCUUAAUAUGCGAAAUUUAUCUUUGUAAUUAAAAGUCCGUUUAUUAGGUAUCAGCAUCAACAGUUUGAUUUUUUCAAUUGAAAUUCAAUUAAGCUUACUCCAUUCAAAUAACUGAAAAAGAUUUUUCAUAAUGAAACUUUUUCCAAAUUUUAAACUUUAAAUAGCUCUAUUUAAAGUUGCAAAUGUCGCUUAAAUCAAAUAGGCUUUCACCUCUCUAUAUAAUAAUUAUUAUCCAUCCAAAACUGUGUCUGCUAAAAUAUAAAAUUAAUUAACAUAUUUCUCUUAUCGAUGUUAGUAAGAGUUGAUAAAAUACAAGGUCGUUGUUUCAGUGCAAUUUAGAUUCGGUUCUUAUGUCUCCUCGUCGCGGAGUCUACGCGAUUUCCACAUUUUAAUAAACGUUAAACUUUAAGCGGUAUUUUGGUUAGCUCGAAUCUGCGGACCGUUGUCCUAUUUGACGGAGCCCUGUGUGGUAUGCAGAAUAGCGUAAUCAGUAAACAAACAAUGCUUUUCCAUUCGUUCGUCGGAAUCCAGCCAAGAACGAACUACGAAAGAAUAAUCGGGUGGGUAGCACUGGCUCUUACGAUUGAGCACGAUAUUUCACAGGACUAAAACCCUUAUUCGUAUCGUUGAUGGAUAUGAAGCGUGUUCGCUGGCUUGUCUACCGGAAUAUUACGCGACAAUACUUUCUCAAAAAUGAACAUAUUAAAAGAAUGCUUAUACAUGUUUGUCUUAUUCGUGUAUUUAGUUCACACAGUAGUCAUCCCUAGAACGAAUGUAUAAAGUAUUUUAAAUUACUUGUUGAUUGAUUAGUUGAUAUAAAAGUUAGUAAUUUUUUUUAUAUAUAUAGUACAAUAAUAGUUUUAUAAUUGUGUGUUGCGGCUUAAAAAAAAAAAGAAAACUAUAUGUAAUUAACAUAACAUUUAGCGGACUUUGCGUGACCAUGAAGUGCUGAGGUGCUUGAAAAAGGCACUAAACACUUUGAACACAAUUAGAAUUCAUAUUUUAUCAAAGGUCGUGUUAGCUGUAAUAUACGAGUAUACUUUAACGUGAAAAAAAUCGAAAUGUUCUAUUUAACCGCACCGGAUUAGUGUGCCAGUAGUUAUUCACCGUUCUUGUUACUGGGAAAUAUUACAAAAUGAAAAUAAGUUUUCAUCUACUAAAACGAAUAGGGUAAUUGCAAUGGUUUAGAGAGAGAGAGAGAGAGAAUACACUUUAUUGCACACCAACACAAUUUACAUUCAAAAAGUAAAACAGUAAAAAAGCACAUACAUUUGUACAAUAGGCGGUCUUAUCGCCAAAAGCGAUCUCUUCCAGACAACCGUUUAAUUUACAGAAAUUCUGUAAAAUAUAAAAUUAUGGCAGGUAUGUUGUUAUAUUUACAGAAAUAAAAAAAAAACCUUUUUUAGUGUAGGAAAGCGUCUUAGUUAAUUAUAAACAAAUCAAAUGAGUAUUGGAACAAAAAAAAAAUGAAAAUACUAAGCAUAAAUUAAAGUGAAUUUUACUUAUAUAUUUAUAAUCUGUAUAUUGCUAGUAUAUUAUUCGGUUUUCUUGAAUAGUAACAAUAAUAAAAAAAAUACUUUAACUGUUUAAUCUGUGGUUUUUACUGUCACCAUAUUAUUUUGAACGUUUUUAUUACUUUAACUUGGUCACGAACAACACUGUAAUAAUACGGUAAUAAUACAAUAAAAAUUCAAACAUGCGGGAUUCGACCGCAAAAGCGAUUUCAAUUAAACAUAUAUUGGCUUUUUAAUUGUUACCAGAAUACGCCUAAUGCGAAAUCGAAUUAAUACCGAAAUAACCGUACCUGUUCUAUUAAAACAUAGCAUUGUUGGUAUUUACAAGAUUAUACUGCACAGAACCCAUAAUAAUGUAUUAUAUUUUAGUCUUAUUAUUUAUCCAUUUUAUUGCGGUGUUUUUGAUACAGUAUUCUAUUAUAAUUUCCAUUGAAUAUAUCCACUAAAAUAGUACCUAUAUGAAUAUAAUAAUUCUCGUUCCGUCCACGGGAAUGAUUGCUAGUAUUUUAAAGUAUGCAGGAGUCGCAACUCUCAAUUGUUGUUGACGCUAAGUACUUAAUCAAUUAGACAAAUAUACAAUAUAAAACAUAGACACAUUACCAAUAAAUGAAUAGAAAUACAUUAUUUAAGAUUUUGGAAACAUCAAAAUAUUGACUGAUGUUUGUUUAAAUAAAUAAUGUGAUAAAUUAAUUAAAGCAAAACACGAUUGAAUUAUUAAUGUAUAUUUUGAGUUACAGCGAAGAAUACAAAACCGUCGAUAAUUCAUAGAUGUUAAAGUUCACAGAAAAUAAUAAAAAAUAUGUUAUUAAGAAACAUGACCAAAUGGCCCUUUAGUUAAAUUUAUAGAAAUAAUAAAUAUAAAUUAUUAUUUAAAAUUAUAUAUACGCUAAUCACAAGAGAAAAGAAAAAAAUGCAACUUAUCUAGAAAACCUAAUAAAAAAAAGAUUCACAAACAUUUCCCAGUAACAAACGCUUUUAGGGACAACACUUUUAUUAUUUUCAUAAGAUAAAUGAUUUAUUUAUUUAUUAUUGUAUUGAUAAAGUCUACGAGAAAUAAAAGUUCGUUUUUGUGAAACAAAAUAAAUCCCACAUGUUAUUUUUCAGUAUUCAUUAAAGACUGGAAUGUCGUGUACCCAUUAUUUUAAAUGUAAUUCUAAAAGCAAAUUAAAUCACAAGAAUUAUAUCCGUCCUUAUAACUUUACGAUAUAUCGUUUCGAUUUAUUAACAUCGUAUCGUUUGCUUUGCCUAUUUCAUACCGAGUCAUAAUAAUAUAUUGAUUUUAUGUAAAACAGCUGACGCCGCUUCCAUUUGUUUGUAUUUUUAAUUAUUUGAACUAGCUCCGAAGAGCUUUACACUAGUAGUCAAUUAAUUACAUUAUGUAAACGUAUACGGAGUUCGUGAAAAAUUUAACUGGAAUAAAUUUAUUCUGUACUGAAAUUAAAUUAGUAUGUAUUUAGGUACAGCUAAUACUAAAAGUAACUUUUAAAAUUGAAGUUUUGCACAAAAUCGUAAAUUUUAUGGUAAAAAUUGAAUGCGUCCUAAGGACAGUGUGUUUGUUUGAUUACCGCUCAUUUUCAUACGCGACUUAAUAACACACAUAUAAAAAUACAAGUUUUUCGACAAUAAAUAACUAAAUGUUAUAGUACAAAAAAAAUUAUUAAAGAUAAGAUAAACAAUUUCUUUAACUUUUCAGGUUUAAGUACCAAAAUUCUAUUUUUAGGCAAUCUGUGUACUAUAUUAUAUGUGUGGGAAUAUAUCGUAUUGCGUUAUAUUAUAACAUUACUAAAAUACAGUAAACGUGAUACAUAAUAAUUUAGUGAAUUACUCAGCGUGAUUUAUCCUUGUUAAAUUAUAUUAAUGGUAUAUACAUAUGUUGUUUAGAGAUGUAAAUAAUUAUUAAUAAUGGCUCGGUGUUUUUUAUCUCUAAAUAUCGAUGCGAUUUUAUGAUAAGCUGGAAUUCAAAACGGAUUCAUGAAUCAUGGUUGUCACCUAUUUAAUAUAUUUUUUUAGUAUAAAUUUAUAUAAUAUAAUUUUAAUGACCAGAAAUGAACUCUUGUCAUUUUUAGUUCAUUGCUUAUUCUUACCUUCUUCGUAUCGUCUUUUGGCGUUUCUGUUUUAAAAAAGGCCUAUCAACAAGAGUUAUUCAAUAAUUGGUUUAUUUGUGUGCGUGUUCAACUAAAUUUUAUUGUAAAACAAUCGGUUUUGGAAUUCGAGACGUGUUUUGUUAAUUAGCCUACAUAUGUAACAAUACGUUAAGAUGACAUUUCUAAAAGGUAUGUAACUGAAGGUAAUAAUAAUAUAUUCGCAUCACAAUUUUAAAUGUAGAUUCAAUUAAUAUGCAUAAAAUAUAAUGCAAUUCAGUGUUUAGAAGCUUACAAAAUCAAUAAUGAAAAUGUUCAUUGUAUUAAGUUGUUGAGUUCCUUAGAAUCCUGUGGGACGUACGAAUGUCUUAGUGCUUAAUUAAUUAAUGUAAAACUUUAAAACUGAAUGCGUAAAACAAUUUCAUACAUCUUACUUAAUACCAAAAUACAGUUAAGUUAUUUUGCAGAAACCCGUAUUCAUAAACAUGUAAAUCAUUUGAAAUAACGUUUGUUGAAAUUGUUUCAAUCGAUUCUACAUAUUACAAAUUUUUAGCAAACUAUGUACUUCAGUAUUUCUAAAGAUUCAAAUAUAAUUUACUUAAAAAUAUCUUUAUACAUUAUUAUGAAAUGAAACUCGUAAGGAUAAUACUUUAUUUAUGUACUACAAAUUUUAAACGGCUAAUGUUCCUGUGAACUUAUUUAUUUUACUUAAAACAAUAACAAUGUAAAACAGUCCGCCGAGACAUUCCUUACUGAAUAUUAUCAUAUCAUAAUUCAGCCCAAAUUAAAGUAUUAUAAUGUUUUAAAUAACAUUUCUACAGUUUAAAUCCGGACAAAAAAUAUUUUAAAAGUAUUUUGUAGUAUUUUAAGUUCCGAACUACUUUUAAUAAUUCAUGCUUUAUAAAACACAUCAACAAGAUUCAUAAUAUUAAUUUAUAACUUUUUAAUUUUCCAUUGAGUGUUUAAAUCAAUCAAAAACAUAUCAGCUCACUUUACAAAACUGUAUUAUUUUAACCUGUAUAGUAUCAAAUUUUAAGUAAAUUUCCAACUUAAAUUGAUUAAUUUUACUAUUCUUUUAGAAUAUAGCAUAGACUAGCUAGGUACACCUUAAUUUGGAACUUAUGCAUAAUUUUAAAUCACAAAGUUUUUUCAUGUAUUAAAAUAAUUGAAAUAAAAUAAUCGUAUUAUGUAAGAUAGAUGUCAACAUUACAUAUUAUUACUACAUAUAUUAUAUCUGACGUAUAUUAUAAAUGAAAUGUAAAUUGACUUCUUGAUCAUUAUCGCUAAAAGUUAUGACUGGUGGUAUUUCGCGCAACCUUCAUUUCAAAAGUAUGGAAACUUCUAAAAUCAGAAAACUACUUUAAUUAGUGUGAUGUGUACACUAUCCAAACUCCUGCCACAAUAUAAUACAAUAUUUUUAACGUUUUUUCGUCUAUUCUUGUUUUUCAAUUAUGAAAUGUAUGGUUAUUUCAAUUAUUUUACUGCUUACCUAUUUUUAUUAUGUACCAAUUUUAAUAAAGGUUUUGUUACAUAACACAA
This is a messenger RNA of Bombyx mori (domestic silkworm), 11467 nucleotides long. RefSeq names its product sterol regulatory element-binding protein cleavage-activating protein (gene SCAP). The transcript is spliced from 22 exons. The record is from RefSeq and is a predicted model, not a curated record. Gene Ontology annotation, biological process: SREBP signaling pathway; regulation of cholesterol biosynthetic process. Gene Ontology annotation, molecular function: sterol binding; protein binding. Gene Ontology annotation, cellular component: endoplasmic reticulum membrane; SREBP-SCAP complex; Golgi membrane. NCBI's taxonomy places the organism in Eukaryota, Metazoa, Arthropoda, Insecta, Lepidoptera, Bombycidae. The coding region runs from base 263 to 4429 and encodes 1388 amino acids.